Molecule: messenger RNA, 2740 nt
Organism: Tachysurus fulvidraco (yellow catfish)
Lineage: Eukaryota; Metazoa; Chordata; Actinopteri; Siluriformes; Bagridae
Gene: raraa
Product: retinoic acid receptor, alpha a
Exons: 10
Coding region: 1111-2430 (439 amino acids)
Biological process (GO): retinoic acid receptor signaling pathway; regulation of transcription by RNA polymerase II; cellular response to corticotropin-releasing hormone stimulus
Cellular component (GO): transcription regulator complex; nucleus
Molecular function (GO): nuclear receptor activity; nuclear glucocorticoid receptor binding; zinc ion binding
Source: RefSeq, a predicted model, not a curated record
ACAGGUUAAGAAAUAAAACAGAUGCUAAAAGUUUCAGAUCAGAUUUAUCAGACAUUUCUCAGCUGAUGCUGUUCUGCUGUUGAUGGUCAUGUCUUCAACCUGGAGUCUGAGCGCUGGGUUAAAACAGCAGUCCGGUGGAACAGCAGCUGGAUAUUAGGCUAUUAUGUAACCUCAGAAAUUGAGACAAGGGGUUAACGGGGACACUCCUCCGCCAGACGGACCGGCGCUGCGCGAGAGGAAAACGGAGAAGGGAGGAGGCGGGGUCAAUCGCGCGCGUCGGAUUUCACAAAACACAUACACACGCAGAUACACACACGCUUGCACACGCAGGCACGUGACUCCAAAUGGCCGCUGUCGCUUCCUCAGCCUCGCGCAGAGCUCCGUCCCCACUUCCCGUCUCUCCGUCCGAGGCUUUCCAACGCGCGCGCCGUUUCUAAGCCUGCUUUCCUGUUUCCCAUUUGGAGGUCACUUGCGCACGGGGAGGGUUACACACACACACACACACACACACACACACACACACACACACACACACACACACACGCGCGCGCGCACAGAGCAAGAAAAACGCCGGCACGACACCCUGGAGUAACAGCAUCACCGCUCAUCAGAACCGAACCGGCGAGAAGAACUCGAUCAGUCGAGAUACGCCGGUGGGCGGAGCCAACAGGUUCCAGCUUCCAGUGAAAAGGACACAUACUAGAUCAGUGGCUCAUGAGAAGGGAAACAGGGAAAAGAGGACAUAAAACUAAUGGCUGCUCACUUCAUUUCAAAUUACAGAGGGGAACCUUCUAGAAGCUUCUCGGCACAUCAGAUUUCUUCCUAACGUGACGUCUUCUCCCGCCGUCUCCCACCGGCUGGACGCUGCUACGUAUACGACGGCGAGCUCUCCAUCCAUCUCUCCAUUCCUCCAUCCCUUUUUUUCUAAACACUGCAGAGUUUUCCUUCAAGAAGCAGAAACUACCUGAAGGAUCUGGAGCCUUGUACACACAAACGUACACAAUCACACAUACAUAUAUGCACACACUUUGGAUGGGGGAGGAAUCCCCGUGACUUUUCCUUGAAGUGGCCAUUUUGGAUUUUGUGGAUUAUACGUGUCCUGCGCCAGCCAUGUCGGGAAAGGGCUUUCCUGUGGCUCACUUCUCCUACUUCCUUCCUCACAUGAUUGGAGGGCUUUCGCCACCCUCGAUACCCACAAUGUCUGUGAGUGGGUACAGCACGCCCUCACCAGCCACCGUGGAGACGCAGAGCACGAGUUCGGAGGAAAUCGUCCCCAGUCCGCCGUCUCCUCCUCCACCGCCGAGGGUCUACAAACCCUGCUUCGUCUGCCAGGACAAGUCCUCUGGCUACCACUACGGCGUCAGUGCCUGUGAAGGAUGCAAGGGCUUUUUCCGAAGGAGCAUCCAGAAGAACAUGGUGUACACGUGUCACCGGGAAAAGAGCUGCAUCAUCAACAAGGUGACGCGGAACCGCUGCCAGUACUGCCGCCUGCAGAAGUGUCUGGAAGUGGGAAUGUCCAAGGAGUCGGUGCGGAACGACAGGAACAAGAAGAAGAAGGAGGAGAAGAAGGUGGAGUGUGUGGAGAGCGGUGUGCUGAGUGCUGACACAGAGCUCAUGAUCGAGUCCGUGAGGAAAGCUCACCAGGACACAUUCCCUUCACUCUGUCAGCUUGGCAAAUAUACCACGAGUAACAGCUCGGAGAGACGUGUCUCACUGGACGUUGAUCUGUGGGAUAAAUUCAGCGAGCUGUCCACCAAGUGCAUCAUCAAGACGGUGGAGUUUGCCAAGCAGCUUCCCGGCUUCACCACGCUCUCCAUCGCUGACCAGAUCACACUGCUCAAAGCCGCCUGCCUCGACAUUCUGAUUCUGCGCAUCUGCACACGCUACACACCUGAGCAGGACACCAUGACGUUCUCAGACGGGUUGACGCUGAACCGCACGCAGAUGCACAAUGCCGGCUUCGGACCGCUCACGGACCUGGUGUUUGCCUUCGCCAACCAGCUGCUGCCCCUCGAGAUGGACGACGCAGAGACGGGCCUGCUCAGCGCCAUCUGCCUGUUGUGUGGGGAUCGUCAGGAUCUGGAAGAAGCCGAUAAGGUGGACGUGCUGCAGGAGCCGCUGUUGGAGGCACUGAAGCUGUAUGUGAGGAAGAGGAGGCCACACAAACCCCACAUGUUCCCCAAGAUGCUGAUGAAGAUCACAGACCUGCGGAGCAUCAGUGCCAAGGGGGCAGAGCGAGUGAUCACGCUGAAGAUGGAGAUCCCUGGCUCAAUGCCUCCUCUCAUCCAGGAGAUGCUGGAGAAUUCAGAGGGGUUGGAGAGCACAGGGAGUGGAGCUAAUGCACGGUCAAACCCCGCUCCUUCAGGCAGCUGCAGUCCCUCACCCACGCCUAGCUCUGCCCAUAGCAGCCCAUCCACACAGUCACCCUGACAUUCACACAGAGACAGACAAUAUCCUCCUCUUCCUCUUAGCCCCGCCCGCUCAGUGCUGCAGGGGCUCGGUCGUCCGCCACUUCACUUACCUCUCUCCGCUGCUGUAAAGACUCAUCAGACCUUCGGUAGAGAGAACAUUUUACAGACACGUAAACGUGAACAAGAGCGAAGAACUCAGAACUUGUGUGGACUUUUUUUUUUUCUUCUUCAUUUUUUUCCCUCCAACAUCUCAGGCCUGGACUUCACCACGAUGAAUUAAACGAUGGACUUGGCCUAGCUUCCAAAAGGCCUUUUUUUUUUUUUUUUUU